AUGUUUCUUCUCACUUACACUCUUUUUAUCAUACUUAUUUGGAAACUGGCCACCGGCGCAGAUGUAGAUACUACUUUUGUGACAGUCUAUUCGACGGCAUGGAUUAUCGAGGAGAGACCUGGUGUCGGUUGGGACAUAGCAGUAAGUUGUAUUCAUUUGCCAACAGUGGUCGGUUCUUGAAACUGAGACGUGUUUUUACCCGUUCAAGGCGAGGAGGACUGACAAUUCUGUUAUAAUAGAGAUAUCAAGCGAAACUUGCUGUCCCGCACAAGUGUAGACUGAUACAACGGGAGAUAUUCAACUCCUUCUUCUUUGUUGGUGGAUCGUUCGAGGCCCAAUGUAUAUCCCGAGGAUUUGAUGAAGUUUUGAUCACGAAGGACAUUCUUGUAACAUUGGAAGGCAUGGAUCCCGUCUCCAAAGUCUGGCAGAUGGAUUUUCCCGACAAGACCGAGAAAGCGCCUGAUGAAGAACCAGAGCCGUUGCCAGACUCGCUUAGGACGCCCGUACCAAGUAGCCUACCAAGUGGUUUACCCCUAAGGCGAAGAACGAGGCCGAAGGUCAAGACACGCCAACCGUGGGACAAGCGAGCCCAACCGAAAGUGGAAGAAGAGCCAGUCGCAUCGACAUCAUUCACAACACAUGUCACGACGGGCGUGGAUAAAGUCCAUGCGGCAGGGUUUUUGGGGACUGGCAUUCGAAUUGCGGUCAUUGAUAAAGACUUUAAUAUCCAAGGACACUCGGCUUUCUCGAAGACCAAAAUUGCGUACAGGUAUAGCGUGGUCGAUGGCAGCUCGAACGUAGAGACUAUCCCCGGCGACUGUGUGGAAAGUCAUGGGACCACCGUCUUGGGCGUCAUUGGUGCCAAUAGCGACGACCCUGGUGACCAGCCAUUAGGGUUCAGAGGGGUUGCACCGGACGCUUCGUUUGAGCUCAUCAAGGUGGCUCGCUGUGAUGUCGCUAAGUUCGACGAUCAGAUCAUUGCUGGCCUUCUACAUGCGGCGGAUCGAGGCGUCGAUAUCAUUUCCGGCUCCCUCGGAGGCGCGACUGCAUAUCCCGAUCGUGAGUGACUCUCCUAUAUUGUAUUGUGAUGUCUGAUGGAGUAUAAGUAUAAGUAUGCUGACCUGCGGUGGCGUGCUUCUUCAGAUCCUCGCGUGGUGGCUGUGGAACGAAUCCAGGCGUCGGGUAUCUUUGUCGCGACUGCCAUGGGCAAUGAUGGCCGGAAAGUGGGCAUCUGGGACCCCACCUCGAUAGGCGGCGCCCGGGGGGUGAUGGCCGUGGGAUCGACGAAUAACCUCAACAUCCCAUAUUUCACGUUGCCGGCUCGGUUGAGCGACGGCUCGACCAUUCCCUAUGUCCCUGGGAAGGACUUUGAGCUCUCCGGCCGCCCGUUGACCUUGUGGUUCCCCAGCGAUGCGCAGUGGUUGGAGGAGGGGUGCAAUGAAUUGCCGUGGCGGACCGACCUGCCGGCCGAUGCCGAGAACACGAUUCUGGUGGUUGCGCAGCGGCACUGCUGGCUCGACCCGGCCACCACGGAGCGAAUCACGGCCCGGUUGGGGAUUCGCAGCGUCAUAUUCUACGUGCCCAUGUAUUGGACGCACGCCGAUAUCCCAUAUCCCAGCUGGACGCCGGAGCCCGCGGAUCGAGUCACGCACUAUGUGACCAUUACGCAGAAUCAUUUCGAAAUGCUCCAAUACAAGAUGCGUGCGGCCCGGAAAGCGGGCUCGCAGUUGACGGUGACCUUUCCUCCCGAAAGCUCGACCCAGAUGGUCUUUGCCGAACGGAAGAAUGAAGUCGGCGGCAACUAUGUGUCGUCGUUCUCGAGCUGGGGUCCAACCCUCGAUGGCCGCUUACGACCAGGCAUUGUCGCUCCCGGCGGGGAUAUUCUAACGACCUUGCCCAAAUCCGAGAGCGCGGGACUGGGAUGGGUCGUAUCACAUGGCACGAGUGCGUCCACCCCGUUCUAUGCGGGAGUGGCGGCGCUUCUGAAACAGAAAUUUCUCCAGGCAGGCCGGAAUCCGACGUCCCUCGACAUUCAAACCGCCUUGACCCUCACCGCCAAACCUCUCAAUUGGUUCGACUUUGUGACAGGCGAGACCAGAGAUUAUCUCGCUCCCGUAUAUCAGCAAGGCGCAGGUUCUCUAGAUGCCUGGGCCGCGUCUAAUACGCGCACACUGAUCAAUACGACGGCGUUGGAUUUCAACGAUACAAUGCAUCGCCCACGUUCGUUAACCUUUCAGAUAUCACAUCUCAACUCGGAGUCGACAACAUAUACAUUUGAUCACCAAGGUGCGGCAUCAGGAUAUAUUCUCGAAAGUAAAACAUAUGAGAAAGCGGUGGCAGACGUACGCAACGUAUAUGCAACAGUUCAAAUUACGCCAGCCGAAGUCACCAUCCCUGCCGGCGAAUCAGCCAUAAUUACAGUCUCGAUUACAAAAGAUCCUGAUCUACCAGACGCCGACAGGCGAGGGGUUUACUUUGGUGGAUAUAUCGCCAUUGUCGGAGCCAGAGAACGUCUACAGCUUCCAUACGCCGGCUUUGGAAGCGCGUUAAGUAGAAUUCCUAUGAUUGAUAGGAAAGCAACAUCCCUUGUCGCAGCAAAUGAAACUCAUUUUGUGGAGUGGCCGAAGGACGAAACAUUCUAUUGCCACUACAAUGUUUCAUGGCCUAUUCCUCUAAGGUGUGAGGAGGAUUUAGUCCCAGGAGUAUCUCUAAAGACCACCAUCCCUUCUGCUAAGUAUCUAUUCCACAUCGUGGAGGUUAAAUCGCGUCGUACGGUUUUAAGGUUGGAACCUGUACAAGGCCGUGGACAACCCUGGCCAAGAACAUCGAAAUUCCUUUGGGAUGGAACUGAUCGAGACCAACAGUUCGUUCCUGAAGGACGUUAUUAUUUCGAAGUUCUAGUCCUCCACAUGUAUGGAGAUCUAGCGGUGGCGGACGAUUAUGAGAUUUGGGAAAGUCCUAGUUGGUACUUGGAAUACGAGGAUGGGAGUACUAUUCCGGACUGGAGAUGCCCUACUUGUACUAUACAAAGAGUCUAA
Hymenoscyphus albidus is the source of this 3038-nucleotide messenger RNA. Lineage: Eukaryota; Fungi; Ascomycota; Leotiomycetes; Helotiales; Helotiaceae. The record is from the annotation of a GenBank genome assembly.